AUGUCCUCCCCAAUGGCGCUCGACGUGCCGCCAAACACACCCGCUAGUCCGUCGGACGCCGACACAGGAGGAGUGGACGCAGGUUUCCUUCCUCAAGUUACUUGGAACCUGGACUUACUCUCGAGCGUGCUCCCCCGAGAAAUCAUCAGCGAAAUCUUUGCACAGGCCUGCGACGUCGAAAACGCCGCAGACGCAGAUGCCACCUUCGAAAUAACAACAUUAGCACCCUUACGGCUAUCUCAUGUCUCGAGACUUUGGCGGGAAGUUGCAAUAUCGACACCGAGGCUAUGGACUCACCUUCAAGUUGUCGCUCGGCGGGCUGACAUAACUUCCGCUCUCGAGCUUACUAAACUAUGGGUUCCUCGAUGUAAACAGCGACCUCUCAUUAUCGAUGUCACCUUUCAAGAUAGGGACGGUCCGUUCAUCAUUUACCCGGUGGACUCCGUAAAUCUAUUUCGGGUGAUAACCAAAACCGCUGUGCUGCUUAGGAAGGGGAUUGAAUUCGGGUCGGACAAGGCCUACUUUGAAACGCAUGUGAAAGCAGGGAGCUCUGGUGCGAUGCCAAUUAUCGAGGAAAAGUAUCUCUGGUACUAUGGCGUGGAUGAUACACCUCGUAAGGAGGAGCUUCCUUCCAUUCCUUUGUUUGUUCGUGGUAUCCGGCGUGCCGUUGACGAAUUCGGAUUCGGGUAUCACGAGCCGCUCACCGAUUCACUUACCAGGCUGGAGCUUCUGGAUACUAACGGCGUAACCUGCCUCUCUACGACAGAGCUGCUUAUCAUUCUCGCUGAAUUUCCACAGUUACGAUAUGUCUCGGCGUACUUGAACCACGGAGACGCUCCUCCAGCUGAACGAGUAACCGCUCUGAAACUGUUGACAUUCAAACUGGCCUGGGGAUACACGACUGACCCUGGUGAAUUGUUUGACAACUUAUAUGCACCGUCAAUCACCGAAAUGGAAGUAUCUGGCGACGUCCCUGCCAGUGCCGCCUGGAAUAAUCUCUACGACUUCUUUGAGCGUAGUCGUCCUCCAAUAAAGACGUUUGCGCUGGAACAUUUCGACGCUACUUCGAACGUAACUCACCUUGCUGACUGCCUAGAUCUAUGCGAAUCGCUUGAAAGCCUCUGGCUCGAGAACUGUGUUGUGGACGACGAGUUUAUUGCAAGAAUCGGUCGCCGUAGUGCCUUGUCUGAAACCAGUGUUCUCUCAAGAUUGCGCAUUUUUGGCAUUGUUUCUGCGGAUGACGUUACUGGUGACUGUCUGGUUCAAGUUCUGCGUAAUGCCGAUACAACGAGGUUGAGGGAAGUUUUCGUGUUUGACUGCGACCUCGUUCUCCAAGAACACUGUGACGCUAUCGAGGAAUAUUUCAGGGAGACAACAGCGGUUGAGACGAUUAUAGUGACGCCUAGGGAUGCCGUUGACUAAAACUACUCCCAAUUCUUGCCAUGUUUGUCUAACGUCUUGGACUUUCGCACUUUCUGUACUUCGACAGACUAGCCGUCGUUUGGUGUUAUUUC
Fomitiporia mediterranea MF3/22 is the source of this 1514-nucleotide messenger RNA. RefSeq lists its product as uncharacterized. Lineage: Eukaryota; Fungi; Basidiomycota; Agaricomycetes; Hymenochaetales; Hymenochaetaceae. The transcript has a single exon. Bases 1 to 1422 code for a protein of 473 amino acids. The record is from RefSeq and is a predicted model, not a curated record.